This is a messenger RNA of Etheostoma spectabile (orangethroat darter), 2919 nucleotides long. RefSeq lists its product as uncharacterized. The coding region runs from base 475 to 2919 and encodes 814 amino acids. Gene Ontology annotation, biological process: adenylate cyclase-activating G protein-coupled receptor signaling pathway; cell surface receptor signaling pathway. Gene Ontology annotation, cellular component: plasma membrane. The record is from RefSeq and is a predicted model, not a curated record. Gene Ontology annotation, molecular function: G protein-coupled receptor activity. The transcript is spliced from 20 exons. Lineage: Eukaryota; Metazoa; Chordata; Actinopteri; Perciformes; Percidae.
AUAUACCAAAAGAGAACUCUCAACACCUUGUUUCACUUGAUUUUUCUGAUGUGCUACUCCCCUCUGUUGGUGGGAGUAGUGACUUGCCGCCAUAAACCAAGUGAUGUGUAGUGUUCACCCAUGAUCUGUUCUGACGUUCAGGAUCAGCUAGCUGUUACACCCAUUUAGUUUACUUUAGAUUUAGUGCUUAAUGUGUAUGCAGAAUGUUGAGGAUGAUCUUUUUCAAUUAUUUAGCGUGAGCCCAUAUUCAGUGGCGACAGAGGUGAAAAUAGAAACACACGUAACUCGCUUUCUUUCCUGAUGCUGCUUCCUCUUUUUAUUACAGGAGGAAAUUUACAUGUUGUGUUGUCUUUCCACUUCCCGUUAAGCUCUAUGAUUUCAGCAGGUUUCCUCUAUGGCAUUUGUUCUGUUGUCACAUCAGCUGUACUCUGUAUUUCCUUCAGACAAAAUACUUUUACACAGACUCAGUAAAGGAUGAAGUGGUGGCUCCUCCGUUGGCUGGUCCUGUUUUUGGUGGUUCAUAACACCCCCUGUAUCAAGAGUGAAGCAAAUCCAGGUGUAGCUCAGGGUGUAAAUAAAAAUCCAGUCCAGGGUAACAAUGCAGCUUCAGUUACAGCUAAUGGAGAAAAGUGUAACUUUGAAAAAUUACGUUUAUAUAAGGUUAAAAAGCCAAAGAAUUGUUUUCAUAGAAAUAAACCAGGUGUUCCAUACACUAGAUCGUGUAUGGAAGAAGUAGACACAAUUUUGAAAAGUGGAAGAGGAAGCCACCCUAUCAAAGCCAUGGAGCUUCUGGAAGAGCUUUUAACGGAAACAGAGUUGAAUGAGACUACAAGCCUGUCUGUCGGGAGUAUGGUGGCCAUCCUGUACAAACCCAAAGGGCCCUUCAAAGGACUCAACAUUUGUGCCACUGAUGAUAAUGAAACGUUAAGCGAGGGUGUCACCAACAGCAGAGUGAGUGUUCGACUGCCGAGAGAGUUGGAUGCUGGAUCAAACAACACAGUUGUGUUCUGCAUGCUCACGUGGCUUAAAGGAAGCACGACCCUAUGGGGACGCUCAUAUGAAUUAUAUGAGAGAAGACUGGUUGGCCUGAGCGUGGCUGGAAAGAAUAUUACAGGACUACAGGAGCAUGUCAACAUCACUGUGAAUCUUGCUGGAAAUGGAACUACAACUUCAUUCAACAAAUCGUUUACCGAAACCCUACAGCCCAAAUGUGUGUUCUUGAACUUUUCAACACAGGCAUAUAGCACUGAUGGCUGCAUAACCCUGUGGGAAUUUGGUCAGAGUCACGUCACCUGCUCCUGUGACCACCUCACAUACUUCGGCGUGCUUAUGGUUUCUGCUAACAUCUCACCUAAAGACCAGGAGAUUAUGUCAUACAUCACUGUGAUUGGCUGUAGUCUUUCUCUGUUAACCCUGAUCAUCACUGUUCUGCUCUUCAUCACAAAUAGAAAAGCCAGAGCAGAUCUCUCUAUGAAGGUCCACAUCCACCUCGUCAUUGCCCUGAUCCUGCUCAACCUGCAUUUCCUCCCUAGCCAGGCAGUGGCACUGUCCUCCACUGGCUUUUGCUUUUACAUGGCCCUUUCUCUUCACUACUCCCUUCUGGCCACAUUCAUCUGGAUGUCCCUGGAGGGGUUCCACCUCUACCUUCUCUUAGUCCGAGUCUUCAACAUCUAUGUCAGGAAAUACGUACUCAAACUCAGCGUGGUGGGAUGGGGUAUCCCAGCAGUCAUUGUGGCCCUGGUGGUCAUCAUUGACAGAAGCUCGUAUGGACGUGUCCCUCUGGACUCAGCUAACUCCAACAGCACCGCAAUAUGCUAUAUAGUCAAUAACACAGUGAAGAUGGUGACCACAGUUGGAGUAUUUUGCUUGGUGUUCAUCUUUAACAUGUUCAUGUUAGGGAUGACAGUCAGAAGCAUUGUGAUUCUCCGCCGGAGCAAAGAGGUUUCUUCAUCUUCCUGUGUUUGUUUCCACAUUUCAGAUGGUAACAUGACUAUUACCGACAAUACCCUCAAUACCACCAUCCAUGAUGAGGCCCCUGAUAUCAAUUGCAGUUUAUUGUUAUGCAAUCACUCUGCCAUCUUGCCAAUGAUGAAUUCUCUGACUAGUCACAACUAUGAGGCAGACAUGAUGCAACUCUUCUACAUAAGGAAUUCAUGUCAGGACCUCUUCAGGAGCCACCAUGAAGUCAAAAAAGCCUUUAUAAAUGUGGAAAGAACAAUGGUUCAUAAGAUCAUGGGAGCAUCCCAGCUUGAACCUGGAGGCUCCAUCAACUACCACCUCAAGGACUUGUCUCUGUCGGUGCUCAACUUCAGUGAGGCUCAGCUCAACGACUAUGAAAUCAAGAAAGAAGCUCCACAGCUGCUGCCACAGAACACAUCAUUUAUCCCUGACAUUUGGCUGCCUGCAGAUGCCCUGCACUCCCUCCCUAAGGAGAAGAGGGUUAUUGGUUUGGUCAGCUACAUGCAGCAGAGCCAGUUCAAAUUUAAACAGGAAGAAAUCUCAUCAAUGGUUCUCAGAAUCGAGGUGCUGGGAGAAAACCGCCUUCAGGGUCUGCGCAAGCCAAUCAAGAUGACUUUCAAAACUGCUCUUCACACAGCUAUGGAUAAUGAGUCAUGGUUCCAGUGUCACUAUUUUCAUGAAAGUGGUAGAAACCACAAAAUGGAUUACUCCAUCUCUAUCCAUGUAUCUCUGAGCGGGGCCCUGCUUCUGCUCAAUACCACCUUCCUGCUGACCGAGUGGGGGGCCACGGUAGAGCCAGCCUGGGUGUGUGUGUUUGUCGCAGCUCUCAUGCAUUACUCCUUGCUCUGCUGUUUCACCUGGAUGGCCAUAGAGGCACUCCACCUCUAUCUACUGCUAAUAAAGGUGUUUAACACCUACUUCAAACGCUACCUGGUCAAACUGUCGCUGGCUGAUGGGUGA